UUAUUUCGUUUUUUUGCAUUAAUUCGUCACUAACCAAUUCUUCAGGAAAGAAUCCUUCACGAAGCAUGAGAUAAUUGAGCAAGGGAAAUUAAACUGGUUGCUAUAACAUCAUAAUCGUUGCGAUACAAACAAAAACAUUGUUUCUGGUGCGUUUAAUGCAAAUUUGAUACGAUGAUUAUUCCCUUAAUAUUUGAAGUUUUACUUUAUUUGAACUCCUAUUAUUUCGGUUUUUUCGCUCUCUGUGAAAUAUCCAUGUUUAGUCUGAAGUAUUUGAAUGGAAACAAUGAAUCAGAAAAAUAUCAAACCGACUUCAGCAUACUAGCAUUCAUAUGCAUCAUAGAAAUAUUCAGAGUUACUUUAGCAAGAAGAGGAAAUCUUACAGAAAAGAGAUGGACAGUUUUCAUAGCUUUAAUGUUAACGAUCCCUUCCGGCGCUGGUUUAAUGUUCUUAAUCUUUCUUCAAACCAAGAUACUCAGGCUGGAAUAUACUAUUUGCCUGAUCCAAUUUGUUUUUGAAAUAUUGGAAAUUGCGACUGGUAUAUUACUACUGCUUCCCUCAAAUAAAUCUUCCCAGUAUUAUUAGUGAUAAAUAAUAGUAUGUUAAUAUAAAACUGAAUGCUUUAUUCGAAAUAUAAUAUGUUUUAAGUA
This is a messenger RNA of Coccinella septempunctata (seven-spotted ladybird), 647 nucleotides long. Its product is annotated as transmembrane protein 216-like. The transcript is spliced from 2 exons. Gene Ontology annotation, cellular component: ciliary transition zone. NCBI's taxonomy places the organism in Eukaryota, Metazoa, Arthropoda, Insecta, Coleoptera, Coccinellidae. The record is from RefSeq and is a predicted model, not a curated record. The coding region runs from base 172 to 582 and encodes 136 amino acids. Gene Ontology annotation, biological process: non-motile cilium assembly.